Messenger RNA from Saccostrea cuccullata (small rock oyster), 442 nucleotides. Its product is annotated as C-type lectin mannose-binding isoform-like. Gene Ontology annotation, molecular function: signaling receptor activity. The annotation marks the transcript as partial. The transcript is spliced from 2 exons. Lineage: Eukaryota; Metazoa; Mollusca; Bivalvia; Ostreida; Ostreidae. The record is from RefSeq and is a predicted model, not a curated record.
ACAGCAUGUCGCAAAGCUGGCGCUGAUGUGCUGGAAUUUCACAAUCCUUUGGAGGAGAAAUGGAUUGAUUUACAAUGUCGACUCAGAGGUUAUGCUGGAGUCUGGAUUGGAAUCAGUGAUCUUCAACAAGAAGGACACUUCAUUUCCGUAUCAGAGGCCAGACCGCCACGAUAUCUGAAAUGGGCCAGAGGAGAGCCCACAAAUAGUGGCAGUAAUGAACACUGCGCGUAUUACUAUUAUACAUGGAGAGGACUGGUCGACGUACGGUGUUCUAACAAAUACAACGUUGUGUGCAAAAAAUAAAUUUGAAGAUUUCCCAGAAAUCAUAUUUAACAUCAUUAACAUUUUCUAUUAACUCUUUCUGUGGUGCAAAGUCUUAUCACGAACUAAUGAACCCGAAUUAAUACGCCUGUGAAAUGUAUAUGAAAGAUGAUAGCCAUAG